Messenger RNA from Rhea pennata, 449 nucleotides. It is a transcript of the gene BRK1, whose product is annotated as BRICK1 subunit of SCAR/WAVE actin nucleating complex. The transcript has 3 exons. The record is from RefSeq and is a predicted model, not a curated record. Gene Ontology annotation, molecular function: protein-containing complex binding. Gene Ontology annotation, biological process: cell motility; actin filament organization; regulation of actin polymerization or depolymerization. Gene Ontology annotation, cellular component: SCAR complex. NCBI's taxonomy places the organism in Eukaryota, Metazoa, Chordata, Aves, Rheiformes, Rheidae. The coding region runs from base 43 to 270 and encodes 75 amino acids.
AGCCGCGCGCAGGCGCAGUGCGUGGCGGGCGGGCGGGCGGCCAUGUCGGUGCAGGAAGACCCGGUGCAGCGGGAGAUCCAUCAGGACUGGGCGAACCGUGAGUACAUCGAGGUGAUCACCAGCUCCAUCAAGAAGAUUGCGGACUUCCUUAACUCCUUCGACAUGUCGUGCAGGUCCCGGCUCGCCACGCUGAAUGAAAAGCUGACGGCUCUGGAGCGCAGGAUCGAGUACAUCGAGGCCCGGGUCACGAAGGGUGAGACGCUGACAUAAACCUAAUGCAGCCCUGGGUCCCCUCCUGUUGCCAUCAGAGAGCUGCCACCCUGCACCAGGGUCCGCUGUCAUCUCUGCGCAUGUCACCAAUAAACCGCUGUGCUCCUGCCCUGACUGCUCUCUGCCUGCCUGGAGCCGGGCCACGAAGUGUGGGCUGUGCAGCUGCUGUAGUCAUCUCA